AUUACAUCACGACGCGCAAUCAGCAAGACCACACUUUGCGAAGAGGCAACGCUUCUUCACCCCUACAUACCUAGCAACUGCAGAGAUGGUACAAGUCAAGGCCGAUGCACACGCAGACACACCGCUACAGCUCAUCACAUCUUACCUGCAGCAAGCCAAGACUGCGCAAGGCGAGGAGAAGGAUGCCUUGAUUGACGCUGCUUUGGAUCUAGCGGCGCAUCUCGAUGACUACUUGACUCUCUCAACAACACCAGCCACCCAGGAACUCAAUAAUAUGAUUGAUGCAACGCUUGAGCAAGACUGGGACGCGCUGCAUGCUUCUGGCAAGACACAGUUCAAGUAUACAUCCAAUUUUUGCGCUGGUACCUUUGAAGCACAGUUCGUUUCUACCUUGUGCCAGCUCGUGCAGGCAAAAGAAGUGCUUGAGAUUGGCAUGUUUACGGGCACGACGGCUGGUGCCAUCGCACAGGCACUCCCGGCAAACGGUCGAGUCACGACCUGCGAGAUCGAUCCGUUCCUCAAGACGCAUGCUGAAGCACAAUUCAGCAAGGCUGGGUUGCAAGACAAGAUCGAAGUGGUGCUUGGCUCUGCGCAUGACUCGCUUCCACUGCUUGCAAAGCAGGGACGUGUCUAUGAUCUCAUCUUUUUGGAUGCCGAAAAGGUUGGCUAUCUCGCGUACUUCCAGAAAGUGAUGGAAUUGGGUUUACUUGCUCCAACGGGUGCCUUUGUCGUGGAUAAUACACUCUUCAAGGGACAUGUUUAUCGCCAGGGCGAAGAUGAUGAAAUGACAACCGCAUUGAAGCACUUUAACGAAACGGUCAAGCAAGAUCCUCGCGUCCACGUCAUCCUCUUGCCAAUCCGUGAUGGUGUCAGCAUUAUUACACACAAGCCGGCGCAUCUACGUUCGGAGGAUCCAGUGGUGUCUGGCUAUCUCGGUCAGAGCAUGACUCAGCGAUUCAAGCUCACUGGCAAAUCGGCUCUUGUGACGGGUGCCGCUCAGGGUCUCGGACGCAGCUAUGCGCAUGCUCUAUCACAGGCAGGCGCCGCCGUGAUGGUUGCAGACUUGUCGUUUGAGGCAGCCGACAAGGUGGCUGAAGAGAUUCGAGCAAUGGGCGGACGUGCCUCUGCUGUGGCCGCAGAUGUCACAGACAAAGCAGCUUGCGAUGCUAUGGUCAAGGCGUGUGUUGAUACAUUUGGCAAGCUCGACAUUGCAGUCAACAAUGCAGGCGUCAACCUGUCGUCUCCUGCGGAAGACUCGUCAGCGGCAGAAUUCGAGACGACCAUGUCUGUGAAUGUCAAGGGGGUCUUCUUUUCGUGUCAAGCGGAAGCAGCGCAUAUGCUGGACAAGCAAGACCGCGUCAUUAUCAAUGUGGCAAGCAUGUCGGCCGUGGCGAUGCCUCACCCGCAAAAGCAAAUGCUCUACAACACAUCCAAAGCAGCCGUCAAGAAGAUGACGGAGAGUCUUGCGGUAGAGUGGGGAAGUCGUGGCAUUCGUGUCAAUGCAAUUGCUCCUGGCAUUGUCAAGACGGACUUGAUUACCAAGAAUGAAUCGCUUGGACCGUUGCUCGAGACGUGGUUGAAGCAGAUUCCACUUGGUCGUCUUGCAGAGUUUGACGACUGUCAGGGAACGAUUGUCUUUUUGGCUUCCGACUUGUCACGAUACAUGAAUGGCACAACACAGAUUAUUGAUGGAGGACAGCAAUUUUUGUAGCUACUUUGAUGCCU
Molecule: messenger RNA, 1725 nt
Organism: Protomyces lactucae-debilis
Lineage: Eukaryota; Fungi; Ascomycota; Taphrinomycetes; Taphrinales; Protomycetaceae
Product: NAD(P)-binding protein
Exons: 1
Coding region: 86-1711 (541 amino acids)
Molecular function (GO): O-methyltransferase activity; oxidoreductase activity, acting on the CH-OH group of donors, NAD or NADP as acceptor
Source: RefSeq, a predicted model, not a curated record